GCUGAAGCUGCCAUUUCUUCCAGGAUCUUCAUAUAAAUACUCAUGAAUCUUGUUUGGUUGUGGUAAAAAAACUACCACUUGAGUUUCAGAUACAAUCCGGAAACUUCUGUUUUGGAUGUCCUAGACGCCCACACUUGUUGACACUUGUUAAUAUCCCUCUCGCUAAUUUAUGAACAGGUCGAUUAGUAACUGCUCUACACGCACAGACGUUGACGUUGUCACAACUUCUACUCAACAAGUAAGUACUUACUUAGAACUAGUAAAAUUGUCAUUGUCAAAAUAAUUCUACUACUUUCAAGAAAGCAAUUCUACUACGUACUGUCCAGGUAAAAAUCUUCGUAAACGUAAUUGUUCUGAUUACCACGACUAUCUACAAAUAAGUACAGCGAGAUAAAGUUUUCCUGAACACUCAUAUCUACAUCGAAAAAAAUGGCGUACCGCAAAAACGGUCUUCGCAUGGAGGACUUGUACUCCAUCAAAAUCGACGGCAUCUCAAAGUACGUCAGGUCAGGGGAGAUUGAAGAUGCUUUUCGCAAGUUCGGAGCCGUGCAGGAUGUGUAUUUUCAGGAUCUUCUUCGUAGAUUUGGAAGGAAGUAGAACUGUCUAGGAUUUUGUGUAUUCAGAAUUUCUUAGGUCGUUUCGAAGAAUCUCAAUUUGAUUUCCUACAACACUCGAUCACGACCUACAGAUACAUCCCGCGUGACUUUCGCUCAGGAGAGAACAAGGAUUUUGCCUUCGUCCGUUUCGAACAUGAAGACGAAGCCAGGGAUGCGUCAGAGGCUGAUGUACUUCAAUUAAUUAUGAAAAAGUAGUAAGUUGCCCCUCUUGCUGUUGCUACACCAUCUUCACCUACUUGAUGGAAGAAUCUCAAACUAUGAUCUAUGAAAAGAUGAAGAACAAGAAGAUUGCAAUGCCUCAUUGCUGAAGAAGAAAAUGAUUUAAUGGUAGACCACACCAGACUAUUAAUACUUUUAGUCUAACUAUCACCAACAUCAUGCAACUACCCUUCGUACUCCUCAAUUACAAAGUACCAUCCACGUCCACGACCAAAUACCAGAUCUCUCUCGAUGGUCAGCGGGUGACUCUGUGUCUGGCGACACGAGGUAAGCGGAAUAUGGCGUAUAACCGCGAAGGGGGACGCGGGCGAUCGCGCGGUGGUCGACGGGACUCUCGUGGUCGUCGCGACUCUCGACGACGGGGAAAAGACUCCCGCGGUCGCCGCUAGGUGGAGGCUUGAUGCGACUCCUCACUUAGUAGGUAGUUAGAGUCAACGACUUAUUGUUAUUAUACUUAUACACAUAGUAGACGGUCGUUGUUGUUGUUGGAGGUGGAUUCAGGGAAGACUGAAGCUGAACCUGACGACACUUUGGUACUCAUCUUAGAUGAACUAGUAGAUGCUCCAUGUUGACGAGAAUAUCAUGUGGCUUACGAUUUCAAUUUCUGGCGAAGAAACAUAAUCAAACUCCUACAUCAACAACAUGCUCACAAUCACAUCAUUGUCAAUCAGAAGAGUUAGCAUCAGAUACAGAUGCGAAUUAAGGCAUCAAGGGGUGUUGUCGCCUUCGCGUCCACGUUGCUACCAAAGAAACAAGAAAUAUGAUGAUUUUUAGACUAAAUACUUACCUAUACCAGUUGCAGUUGUUACCAAAAGCAAACACCACGCUCUAUCACAAGAACACAUGUUAAUUUAUGAGUGCUGCAAGAAUCCGCAUAAGUAUCAGGAUGCGCAUACGAGCACGACCAAUAGGUACAAGAGCAGCACCAGCGCAGAGAAGACACCAGCAGUGAAAAUAGCUAGAAAAACUUAACAUGAUGUUGUAGAUUCAAAGGAACUGGUGUGCAAUCGAUUGUUGAAGAUGUCCUCCUCCAAUUCCUGUGAAUUCAAAUGAGUCGAUAAGGCUCAACAAGAAGAAUUUUCAUGUUCAUCGCAUCACCCUUUUAUAUACAUGUCCAUUGCACACUGUUAGAAGAACUCUUGCAUCCACCGAAUCCAAAUUUCGAAAAAAACGCUCCGAAAAUGCUCGUGUGAUUUCCACUUCGCGGCGUUAGAAAAUACAACUACGG
Messenger RNA from Amoebophrya sp. A25, 2064 nucleotides. The record is from the annotation of a GenBank genome assembly. Lineage: Eukaryota; Dinophyceae; Syndiniales; Amoebophryaceae.